Messenger RNA from Cucurbitaria berberidis CBS 394.84, 2013 nucleotides. RefSeq lists its product as uncharacterized. The transcript is spliced from 6 exons. The record is from RefSeq and is a predicted model, not a curated record. Bases 1 to 2013 code for a protein of 670 amino acids. NCBI's taxonomy places the organism in Eukaryota, Fungi, Ascomycota, Dothideomycetes, Pleosporales, Cucurbitariaceae.
AUGAAGCCACAGAAAAGAAGUAUACGAGACUUCUUCGCCCCGCUAUCACAAUCUUCGCAGGCGACGCUGGAAAGCACCCCGCUCCAGAGAGCCAGUUCAAAUGCAAGCAAUGCACAGGCAUCCCGGUCGACCAACUCGAGCACGUCCGCGAUAACAACGGCGCCCGCACCGACUAGAGCGACAAGUACUGAGGCAGCACCUCCACAGCCGUCACAGAAUUCGGUCAACUCGGGCGCAAGCAGGCGCAUCGUCUCCAAUGGAGAGCAAAUAGUCCUCAAUUCAGACUCAGACUCAGACUCUCUGCCAGACCUUGAUUGGGGCGACUCCAAACCGAGCUUCAAGGUGUCAACGACCACUACACGUUCCAAACGCACAGCAGAUGAGGUCGACGGCGAUCUACGCAGGCCUCCGAAGAAAGAAAAAAGCAAGGAGCAAUCUUUUAGUCUACUUCUUGAGUCUGCGCACAAGAAUAUAGAAACAGAGCAGAGAAUCAAAGAGCACAAAGCUGUCCUGGAAGAGGAUUUGGAGGACACCCCUAAAGCCAAUCUCGCCAUCAAUGAAGACAUCCUGGGUCAAGCAGUCCAGGACGACGAUGACGAUCCUGAGAAAGCCCAUCGAUUGUUUCUCGCCAUGCAGAGAACUAAUGCUACGCAAUUGCAAAGCGUCUACUACUUCUUCGAGGACACGUCAGACUCUACACCUGUGCAACACCACAAGUUCCCUUACGAUAGCCUACCCAAACAGCGGUGGGCUUCUAGCUUUCAAGACUCAACAACACUAGACCAGGCUUUCUUGACCGGUUUUGCUCAUCAGGUAUUUCGCCUACAAGAGCUUCCAGAGGAGAUUGCUUCCUGGAUGCUCGAUCAAAUCUGCAUUGGCCGAAACGAAGUAUUAAAUGAACGGUUUCUUGAGAUACUAGAAUCACAUCAUGUGCAUUUCCAGACGCUACUCGACAUAAAGAAGCUUGACGCUAUAUUCAGUUCGAUAGGCGCCAAUGUCCAGAAGCUGAAUUCGGGUGCGAAGGUUGCACCAUCAUCCGAGGACCAGUCAGCCACCAGACCUUCACUACCAGCUUCGCUCAAAUCAACCGCGAAAUUGCUGCACAGAGCUGCACCAUGGUUGCAUACGAAAGUCAGGAGUCAUGCCUUGUACAUACUCUGCCACGUCUGUUUAGAUAACCGUGUCCAAGGGGACGUCGACGUCUUGAAUUCUGUCCAAGAUGCCAUAGAGGCCACCAUCUGCAACUUCGCCGACAACCAACGGCUGACAUCCGGCGUAGGAAGCCCUCCAGCAGAGCAGCAUACCCAGUCUCUAAUCGUCUCACAGCUUAGCGACACCAUUCCGCAAUUGCUAUCACGCAUCACUCACCCCAUCCUCCAAAGAAAUCUCAUCUGUGCACUACCAGCCAGAUCUCCCCUGACUACUUACCUCCGGCGGCACCUUGCUCUUUCAUUCCUGCUCGAUCCCACUACGGUCAACGUGCCACUCGCAGAUCCCAAAAUACCUGAUCUAGUACAUAAACAUCUGAAUACUUCACCAAAUUUCCGGAUUAACAAAGACACCGACUAUGGUCAUCUCGCUGCUCGUUUGACGCUGCUUGAUAUCGCCAUCGGCCCAGGCUUUCUAUCAGUUCCAUACCAACCACUCAUCAGUCCCGCGCCAUCCCGAGCAGGCUCUUCUCCCGUCACGUCACCAUUCCCAAUCUCCUCUGAAAUCAAGGACUUUAACAAAGAAGUAGAUGCCCUUGCGCAACAUAUCAAGCUUUUGGGCAAUACCAUCGUCGAAGCCGGAGCCGUGGUGGACCUCACAAUACUAGACGCAAAAGACUGCGUCGAGAGGUUGUGCUCACGACUAGAACAUGCUGCCAGAAUAGGUGGGAAGAGGGUUCACAAUAUUUUUGGCAAUCCAGAUGACGAGAGGCAGCUCAGGGUGAGCAAGUUCUUCUUGAACGCAAAGAAGCCAGCGACUCCUACACCGCAACGCGGGGGAAUCUUCGACGAGGAUGACAUGUGA